Molecule: messenger RNA, 1558 nt
Organism: Arabidopsis lyrata subsp. lyrata
Lineage: Eukaryota; Viridiplantae; Streptophyta; Magnoliopsida; Brassicales; Brassicaceae
Exons: 3
Coding region: 522-1223 (233 amino acids)
Source: RefSeq, a predicted model, not a curated record
CAACUAUUUUCCCUUUUUUUUUUUUUGAUACAAUAUCAAACAAUUAUUCUCACAACUUACAAUAAUUAUAAAUUUAUACUCUUGAGAAAAAUAAAAAAGUAUAUUGGAGAAAAAUACAUGGUUAAGACUUAAGAAAAGCAGAUAUUCUUCAUUUUUUUUUUAUUGUUUUUUACUUUUGUAAUUUAAAGGGUGGAUGAAUAUAUUUUCCAUUAACAUUAAAUUUUGCUAAAGCUUUUUUUUUUUUUUUAACAUCUCUAAAGCUUGUUUUUAUAAAUAAACGUGAGAUUAAUUCCCAAUAUUUAAUUAAGAGAAUUUGAAAAUUCGAUUUCGUAUAAAUGAAAAAAAAGAAAAUCAAUAAUCAAGAUUGGGGUUUGGGGAGAAGCAACAAAGAAGUGUUAAUAAAAAAAUUCGUCUUGGCUCUUCAAGAACACAAAAAAAAAAACUGAUUCUUCGAUUUCAAGAAAAAAGAUCGAAAAUUUGGUUUCAGUCGACGCCAUUGAAGAACCUUUUGAUUGAUAAGAAUGGUCUACGAAAGUGGGUACAAGCCUGGAUCAGAAAAUCCGACAUUUACUUCAGAUUUUAGCCUUUCAAAUUCUCUUGUAAAACUGAAGAAGAAGCCUUGUGAAGUAUGCGGAAGUGAUGCCAAUGAGCAUUUGAUGAUGACUUGCUUCAUGUGCAGAGAUGCUAGAGAGCAUACUUAUUGCGCGAGGGUGAUGUUACAACGUGUACCUCGUUUGUGGAUUUGUGAAGAGUGCCGUGAUUUCUCAUCUAUCGCCAACAAAACUGCUAAUUCUCAAGUGGAAGAAGCUGCUCAACCAUCAAGAACUAUUAUUCAAGUGGAACAAGUUGUGGUUAAAGAAGUUUGUAUUGAUCAAACUGUUCCAUCAUCAACAACUAUUCAAGUUCCUCUUGAUCAAACUACUCCAUCAUCAAGAACUAUUGUGGAUAACGAAAAUUUGAUUGAAGCUGCUGCUCCAUCAUCAAGAAGUAAUCAAGUUGCUGAUAACAAAGAUUGGAUUGAAGCUGCUGCUCCAUCAUUAAGGUCUAAUCAAGUUGUGGAACAAGUUGUGCCUGUUGCUCCUCGUACUGAUCAUGAGUAUAUUACAGACGAAUCAACUCCUGAAUCAUCCUCUCCGGUGUCUCCAUGUUCGCUACGUGAUGAAACCAAUCUCUUUCACUUCAACUAUCCUUCACUUUCUCUUCCUCCGUUGAUGAAAAAUUGAAGAAAACGAUUUGUGUCUUUGGACUCAUCAAUGUCAGUGUUCAAGCCCAUGUGGCAAAGAUUUCCAUUCAAACAACCACCACAGUACAUUGAUUCUGUCCUCUGAUUCCGAAUCUGAAGAGUAAAUGCCUCAUUUGAGAGAGACUCGUGUAGGGAUUUAGGGUUCUUAAAGAGGCAUUUGCUUUAUUUUUUCUUGUGUCACAAGUCAUUUUGCUAGCUAAGUGAGAUUAGACUAGUUUGAUCGACAUUUGGAGUCAUAUACUAUAUGACUCAUGUACAUAACUAAAUUAUUAAAGCUAGGAGUCAAAAAAGGUCUCAAAACCUUCUUUUUUUUUC